AUGGCCGACGUAUUGCCAUGGUUACGUCGGUUACCAUCCAGUCGACGCGAUUUGACCUUUGUCGUUGGUCUUCCCUCAUCAAUCAAUGUACGGACCAUAACAAUGCUAAAAAGAUUUUUUAAAUGCACGGCAUGUCGUAACCGUGCUGCCUCACCUCGGCUGGCGUCAAUAGCGGGGCAAGUACGAAGAAUAGCUACCACGGAGCGCAAUGACGAUUCAGUUUCGAUAGGAGAACAAUUGCAUCGAGCCUUUGCGCCGCUCCUGUCCAAAGACCCACAAACAGGUGGAGCUGCAUCCGAUGCUUUAAUAGACACAUCUGACCUUCCAACAGUUGCCCGUUGGACUGUCGCUCCGCGCAAGCGUCCUGUCACUGGUGCCAUGGACACGUCAGGGUCAACGGCUGAAGCCCUCCACGCUGCGCUACGUUCUCACAAUAUUCGUCAGGCUUGGCAAGUAUACAAGAACAUGUAUCGAGCGGGUAAAUACGAUACCCUUCAUGCAGACGAUCACAGCACCAUACUCGGUUGGUUGACGGCACAUACACUUCCCAGCCUUGCUGCUAUUCACGCUGCCCGUGUUCUUGCAAAUAUGCGACGAUCUGGCUACCGUCUGGACCUGAGAGAUUACCAUGCGACGAUGUUGUGUCAUCUGCGGAAUAACGAUUUACGUCGUGUGGCUGAGACGUUUAAGGCAAUCCGCGCGGACGGUGAACGACCAGACGCACGCGCUUUCAAUCUGUUGAUUGCUGCAUAUGGGCAGGGUAAGGAUCUACGAGGUGCAUUCAGAGCAUGGGAACAAAUGAAGCGGGAGGUACCGGGGGCGCAGGCCGACAUGGACUCUUGGGCCGUCAUGAUCGAGGCAUGUGGUAUCUCCAACAGGAUGGAUGAGGCCGAAAGAUUGUGUGAUCAGCUGCGAGCUGCAAAUGCGUAUUCAGAUCGUAAGGUCUAUGAGGCUAUGAUACGAGCGUAUGGAGUGAACGGAGAUCUUGAGAAGGCACUCAAAGUGUUUGGAGAAUUGAAAGAUGGGCGUGCACGGGAGAAUGUAGAUUUGGAAACGUACGAUGGCAUCAUUUUGGCAUGCGAGGCAGUAGACGAUGUGGAAACAGCGCAAGAAUUGUGGGAUGAAUUACGCGAGUUUUGCCGAGAGCAUGAUCGCCCCUCGCAGAAACGAGCUAUUGCGCCCCUUGUGACCACUUUCAACCGCAUGCUGUCGCUGUAUGCGCGGCAUGGCGACGUUGGCCAGUCAGAAGCAUUGUUCAAGGAGAGAAGCAUGCUGUAUCCGGAGGAUCUUGCUAGUUAUCAACAUCUUCUUCGUGCCUACGCAUAUCGAGAAGAGUGGCAAGGGUGUGUCAAGGUAUAUGAGAGUAUUGUUAAACGAGGGUUCUUGCCGGAUAUUGAGAUAGUGCAGGUGGCCAUGCAUGCACAGAGUAAGAUACGCUAAGUCAUUUGUAGCAAAUAUUUACAAGAGUGUAUAUAGUACAGACUACGGUUGCCGACACAGGCUUCCGUAUUGUUGGCAAUUAUCACCCCUAGUCCCAUCCAAACA
This is a messenger RNA of Spizellomyces punctatus DAOM BR117, 1545 nucleotides long. RefSeq names its product pentatricopeptide repeat domain-containing protein. Bases 1 to 1440 code for a protein of 479 amino acids. The transcript has a single exon. The record is from RefSeq and is a predicted model, not a curated record. Gene Ontology annotation, molecular function: protein binding. Lineage: Eukaryota; Fungi; Chytridiomycota; Chytridiomycetes; Spizellomycetales; Spizellomycetaceae.